ACUUAGCGAAUAACAUUGCUUCACGUUUGGGGUUACCGCUUGGGCGUGUAACGCUUUCAAAAUUUUCUAACAAAGAGACAAACGUAGAAAUCCGCGAGAGUGUUAGAGAACAAGAUGUUUACAUUAUACAAUCUGGCUGCGGACAUGUCAACGACAACUUCAUGGAGCUUCUGAUCAUGAUUUCAGCGUGCAAAAUUGCUUCAGCUGCAAAGGUUACUGCAGUGAUACCUUGUUUUCCAUAUGCAAGACAACCUGAUGCUCCCUUUAAAAAAGAUGGUACACCUUUGGGUUAUACAUCUGGUGAUAGUUCUACAUCAAUAACCCCUUGCACAGAAAUAAAGGAUCCGUUAGAUAGAAUCGAACAAAAUUCAGACUCAAAUUGCACUGAUUCGUCACGAUCUGGCAAUGUAAUUCGUAGCAUUGGGGGUGCAGACCACAUAAUGACAAUGGAUCUUCAUGAUCCUCAAUUUCAAGGUUUCUUUGACAUCCCUGUUGAUAAUCUUUACGGACAACCUUUGAUGAUCAAGUGCAUAAAGCAGAACAUUCUAAAUUGGGAGGAAGCGGUAAUUGUUUCCCCAGACGCAGGUGGAGCCAAAAGGCUUCGGGUGGACUUUGCUCUUAUUCAUAAAGAGCGCCGAUCUCAAAAUAAACCUCAUAAGACUGAUAUGAUGCUUGUUGGUGAUGUUAAUGGUAAAGUCUGCAUUCUUAUAGAUGAUAUUGCAGAUACUUCUUAUACAAUUACCAAGGCAGCCAAGAUUCUUUAUGAAAAUGGUGCUCAAAAGAUUUAUGCUAUUAUUACACAUGCAAUCAUGAGCGGCGAUGCCAUUCAACGAAUUCAAGAAAGCAAUAUCGAUCAAAUUUUCGUGAGUGACAGUGUUCCACAAGAUGAGCAUUUGGCACAAUGCCCUAAAAUGAAUAUGUUCAAUGUCGCCCCUAUGUUCGCUGAAGCUAUUAGGAGAACACAUAAUGGUGAAAGUGUUAGCGCGUUGUUUGAGAUUAUGAAUUGA
Molecule: messenger RNA, 1007 nt
Organism: Racocetra fulgida
Lineage: Eukaryota; Fungi; Glomeromycota; Glomeromycetes; Diversisporales; Gigasporaceae
Source: the annotation of a GenBank genome assembly